AUGUGUGAGCGCAGUCUCUACAGGGCGGGCUAUGUGGGCUCGCUUCUGAAUCUGCAGUCGCCUGACUCCUUCUACUUCUCCAACCUGCGGCCGAAUGGCGGCCAGCUGGCCGCGCUCCCCCCCAUCUCAUACCCGCGAGGCGCGCUGCCCUGGGCCACCACGCCUGCCUCCUGCGCCCCAGCGCAGCCUGCCGGUGCCACGGCUUUCAGCAGCUUCUCGCAGCCCUACCUGGCUGGUUCCGGGCCGCUUGGCCUACAGCCCCUGGGCGCCAAGGACGGACCCGAGGAGCAGGCCAAGUUUUACGCGCCCGAUGUGGCUGCCGGGCCGGAGGACCGUGGCCGUGCGCGGCCGCCCUUCGUCCCCGAGCCUAGCCUGGCCCCCGCGGCCGCUGCUCUCAAAGCGGCCAAGUAUGAGUACGCGGGUGUGGGCCGCGCGGCAGCGGGCUCUGCAGCCCUGCUCGAGGGGACCCCCUGCGCUGCCGGCUUCAAGGAAGACGCCAAGGGCCCGCUCAACUUGAACAUGACAGUGCAGGCUGCGAGCGUCGCCUCUUGCCUGCGACCUUCGCUGCCCGACGGCCUGCCGUGGGGGGCGGCCCCAGGGAGGACCCGCAAGAAGCGGAAACCCUACACCAAGCAGCAGAUUGCGGAGCUGGAGAACGAAUUCCUCCUCAACGAAUUCAUCAACCGCCAGAAGCGCAAGGAAUUGUCCAACAGGCUGAACCUCAGCGACCAGCAGGUCAAAAUCUGGUUCCAGAACCGGCGUAUGAAAAAGAAGCGCGUGGUCCUGCGCGAGCAGGCUCUGGCGCUAUACUAGCCCCCCGCGUGGCCGCGGCUGGCCAGGCCUGCCUUUGAAAGCCGAGGCCUGGCGUGGAGGAAAAGCUGGCAGUA
Callorhinus ursinus (northern fur seal) is the source of this 887-nucleotide messenger RNA. It is a transcript of the gene HOXD12, whose product is annotated as homeobox D12. Lineage: Eukaryota; Metazoa; Chordata; Mammalia; Carnivora; Otariidae. Gene Ontology annotation, biological process: regulation of DNA-templated transcription. The record is from RefSeq and is a predicted model, not a curated record. Gene Ontology annotation, molecular function: sequence-specific double-stranded DNA binding; DNA-binding transcription factor activity, RNA polymerase II-specific.